Messenger RNA from Labrus mixtus (cuckoo wrasse), 4784 nucleotides. RefSeq names its product spermatogenesis associated 13 (gene spata13). NCBI's taxonomy places the organism in Eukaryota, Metazoa, Chordata, Actinopteri, Labriformes, Labridae. Gene Ontology annotation, molecular function: protein binding; guanyl-nucleotide exchange factor activity. The record is from RefSeq and is a predicted model, not a curated record. The transcript is spliced from 13 exons. Bases 452 to 4285 code for a protein of 1277 amino acids.
GAAAGACCUCUUUUAACUGGAGUCUAAAGCGAAAUUUUGAGCUUUUCUUGAGCAACUUUCCUAAGGUUUUGGACGAUUCUGUGCUUAUGUUGCCAACUUGCUUGACUACCACAAGUGUUUGCCGGUCUACGAAAGCGAAAUUUAAAACCGCAAGAGCUUGCGCAAUACAGAAGUUUGAUGAGUGAGCUCGUGAAUUAGCUCGAGGUGCUAGCCCUGUGAGUUUAAGGAGUCAGCCAGUCAUUUGUCUCGACAUGUUGCGGGGGUGACUAGUUAGCAGAGACAGAGCACUUGUCGUGUGUAGUCGACAUGUUUUUUGCGAGAAGGCGACGAGUGCAAGGCAGCAAGCUGUUGGAUCUUAAAGGAACCCAGACUUACCCCACUAUGGCUGAGCAACAAGCCACAGCUGCCCUGUUGAUGUGAGAAAAAGGUCAGGAGGACAUCAUCUGCGACUAUGAGCAAGGCAGAACAGAAGGACAGGAUCUUGUCCACAAGUGAGGACCCUCUCCCGAUCCUCCAAAACGCUAAAGCUGACCCGCUGAUCCGAAGCCGACCCCUCAGUGAUAUAUACCCAUUCCACACUCAAGCUGAUAGAAGUGAGGUGCCAUAUCUGCUGUCUGGGUGUGGCGCCCAAGUUCAGCCAGUGACUGCAGGUCCUGAUGAAAACAAAUUAAACCAAAUAAACUCCUCUGCCUGGUCCAACCCUGUUAUAGGUCAGCCUGAGGGAAAGCCUUACUCCGCAAGAAUUAUGAGGCUUUUUUCUAACUCCAGGAAAGGUCCCAUCAAUGCUCAUAGUACAUCCACUGACAGUCCCACCUCUUCUAACAGCAGUGGCAGCGACUCUGCCCCCCAAUCCUGGUCAGGUCUUUCAGGACUCGGUGUUGUGGACUCCUUUAAAAAGCUCCGGUCCUCUGUGCUACAGGGUAUACAGAGUAGAGGGACAAUCGGCCAAGAGGGAGAUCAAAUCCCAUAUUCAAAUCAGGAAAUGACUAAUGGUAUGGUUGUAGCCAAUGUUGGCCCUGGUCCAGACGAUGCAACAAAUCAUUUAAAGUUUUCAGGAGGAAACAGUGUGUCUAACGGAGGUCAUUCUGGCCAAAAGUUGUCAGUGAUGUGCCAGUGUGGAUCAGAUAUUGAGGACUAUGACGAUGAGGAAACUGAUGAAGGAGAUGGUCUCUCACGCAAUGCACGAUUUUCAAGGAGUAUCAGGAGAGCGUAUGGAGCAGGACGCAUCUCUUUAUUUGACACGGGGAAUGAGAGACUUCCAGGAAGAAGCACAAAUGAAGUCACAGACAGCCAGAAACCAGAUCAGACAUCAAAGACCAAUUCUCAAACAAGGAUCAUGAAUCCUAACACAAAUGUAAGGGUGCUGAGCAGACUGAGCAAAAGCGCUGAAAAUCUUCACAUAUUUAAGGCACCUUUCAGGCGCAAGGCAGCAGCCCCAGGACCUCAAUCUUCUCAGGAAGAACCCCAGAGAACUUGCCCAUCAAAUGAGGCACCAAGCAUCCAGAGGACAGCCAGUGCAUCCUCAGUGGACCUCCGUGGCCACGCUGGGAGAAAGAUCCCUGUAAAGACCAAGGGGCCGAUGCUAAAGCCAGUAGGAAGCCUGACUGAUAUGACUGUCAGACAGAGGCGAAGUCCGUCCCCAAGCUCCACCUCUCCUUCGCCCAUGUCCCCCCUGAGCCGUCUCCAUGACGACUACUCCCGCCGCGUGCCUUGCCUAACAACCAGUGAGCGACAGCGGCGGCCCUCGCCCAUCAGAGCCAGGGUCCUGUCUGCCGAACACAACCCUAUAGUUUAUUCACAGCCUGAUGUCGGCCUACAGCAGCACCAGGUCCUCAUCAGCCCGAUUCCUGUGGAGACAGAGCAGACCUCACCUGGUUUCUCUGCUCAUUACGAAACUCUGAGUGAAGCCACAACAAGUGAUUUUAAAAAGACUGCAGAAUAUGAUUCAUCUCCACUGAACCAAGAAGAGCCAUCACAAAGUCAAGAAGAGACUGAGGUAGAAGAGAUACCGAACGAGAUGUCAACAGAAACACAACAGUCAGAAUCAUUUCUCCAAACAGAGGAUACCUCACCAGCAACCAGCAGCACUCCUCCUCCUAUCUCUCCAGCAUGCCUCUCAGAGUCUCCAACAUCAUCAACAGACGCUUCACCAGAUUCGACAGAAACAUCCUCCAUCAAGCCCAGGAGAAGGAAUGGACGCCCUAGACCUCGGCCCAUCUCUGAUUACGCACAGCUCGUUUCCAGGAAGCAUUCCAUUCCUGAGGAAGUGGCCGAGUUGUGUUGUGAGGAUAGGACAGCAAAAGCAUCUUUGCAUAAAGACUGCAGUGGUGAUAACAUCUACGGGAAUGGAGAAAGCCUCGAGAGCUGCAGCAUGUCAAACGGAGACAUACAAGGGAGUAAGCAGCGGCCAAUCUCUGUGAUAGGAGUUGUGGAUGUGUUUUGUCCUGAUGCUGAGGAGAAGGAUGGCCGCCGUCCUUCUCCCCGGUCACGGCCACCCAUCCCCUCCCACCAGGUGCCCCCCUACAGAGCAGUAUCAGCCAGGUUCCGCCCCUCCACCCUCUCCCAGAGCACCCCCAUCGGGCUGGACCGCGUCGGACGGCGUAAGCUCCACAGAGUGCUCAGCGAUGGCAUGUCGGGGUGCUCAGCAACUCUUGAUGACAGCGUGAGUGAGGAGGAGGGCAGCUUUGAUGAGCUCACUGAUGGCACGCCCUACCUCCAGCUGGGGGUGGAGCUCUCGGUGCUCAAUGAGUGGAUAAGCUCUGGACACACAGUGUACGCUGAGGCUCUCUGGGACCAUGUGACCAUGGAGGAGCAGGAGCUGGCCUUCAAAGCUGGAGACGUUAUCCGUGUCCUGGAUGCCUCGCACAAGGACUGGUGGUGGGGCAGGGGGGCUGACAGGGAGGCCUGGUUCCCCUCCAGCUUUGUGAGGGUGCGAGUGAACCAAGAGGACUCGAGUGCGGAGAGUGUGGAGAGUGUAGCAGACCCAGAAGACCCAGCUCCCAGAGACACGCACAGCACGCAGCACAAGGAGCAGAUGAGAACCAAUGUGGUUCAAGAAAUCAUGAAUACUGAACGCAUCUACAUCAAGCACCUGAAGGACAUCUGUGAGGGUUACAUCCGUCAGUGCCGCAAACACCCAGACAUGUUCACUGAGCUGCAGCUGAAGACCAUCUUCAGUAACAUAGAGGACAUCUACAGGUUUCAGAGGCAGUUUCUGAAAGAUCUGGAGAAGAAGUACAACAAAGUGCAACCACAUCUCAGUGAAAUAGGAGCCUGCUUUCUCUUGCAGGGAGAGGGCUUCUCCAUCUACUCGGACUACUGUAACACUCACCCAGCAGCCUCUGCUGAGCUGCAGCGUCUCAUGAAGUCAGGAAAAUACAAACAUUUCUUUGAGGCCUGCAGGCUUCUCCAGCAGAUGAUUGACAUUUCCAUCGCUGGUUUCUUGCUCACACCCGUCCAAAAGAUCUGUAAAUACCCUCUACAGCUGGGAGAACUGCUGAAGUACACCCCCAAAGACCACAGUGACUACAGUGGAGUGAGUGAAGCAUAUGAGGCAAUGAAGAAUGUGGCGAGUUUGAUCAACGAGAGGAAGAGACGACUUGAGAGCAUCGACACAAUCGCACACUGGCAGGUGGCCAUUCUACGCUGGGAGGGAUCCAAUGUGUUGGAGCGCAGCUCAGAUCUGAUCCACUCGGGUGAGCUGACCCGAGUUGUCAGACAAGGAAAAAUGCAACAGCGCAGCUUCUUCUUGUUUGACCACCAGUUGGUCUUCUGUAAGAAAGACGUCCUGCGCAGAGACCUGCUCCACUACCGUGGACGGCUGGAUAUGGACCAGACCGAGGUGGUGGAUAUGCCUGAUGGGCGGGACCCAGACCUGGGCCUGUCCCUGAGAAACGCUAUGCGGCUACGCAACGCAUCCACUCUGGAGUUUGUGUGUGUGCUGUGCUGCAGGAAGCCUGAUGACAAGCAGAGGUGGUUGGAGGCAUUUGCAAAGGAGAGACACAGAGUCAAGGAAGACCAAGAAAUGGGCAUGGAGAUCAGCGAGGAGCAAAGAAAACAGGCCAUUGUUAAUGCGAGAAGAGCCAAACAGGGGAAGAACAAAACCAUUGGUUACUCUACUUCUGUUCCACCACAUCACCAAAACCUCCACCCACUUCACCAGCGUCACAUCACCAUUCCAACCAGCGUGCCUCAGCAGCAGGUCUUUUCACUGGCGGAGCCCCCAAAACGAAAGCCUUAUCACCUGUUGUACAGCAUCACACGCAACGCCUUUUUCAGAAAAUGAGGCUGUGCUCCCUCAUCUUCUUUUCUUUCCUCGUGCAUGUUCAGAGCACCCCCAAACAGUCCUGAAGACUCAAAGAACACUUUGUUUUUCACGUGUAUUUCCCCGCCUGUGAAUGUUUUGUUUCUCGUGUCUUUUCUUGUGUGUCUGUUUUUGUUGUAUUUUGAAGUAUAGUGCCUUCACUUUCAAAGAGGCAUGACUGAAGUGUUAAUGUACUGACUGUCCCUUUUGUUGGUGUGUUAAAGAUGCUGCUCACCCAAGAGACUCACACCCUCUUUUUUUUUUCCCAGCUGAAAAGUUAUUUUUAUGUUAAUUAUGACAAAGAUGUAUAUUCCGCUUUUACAUCGACGAACAUGGUUUUAGUUAUUUGUCAAAGGCUGGACCCUUUUUGCUGCGAGUCUGUCAACUCUGAGCACAAAAUGGUUAGAGGACAAAUUAACUGACACUCACCUUCCCUGUUAACCCUGUAAAUAAACUCUUGUACAAACAAACAGAACCAAAA